AUGAUUAUAUUUUUUACACCGUUCCUUCAUUUCUCUCAUCCAUUUUUGUAUCCUUUCUCUUUACUUUUUCUUUUUUCUCUGUCUUUUCUUGUUUUCUUCAAUUCUCUUAUGUCUUCUAAUUUCUUCUUUCUUUCUGCCAUUUUCUUUUUCUUCACUUUCAUUCUUUCUCUCUCAUUUCCUGUAUUGCUAGCUUUAUUUUUCUUCAUUUCCUUUCUCUCUUUUUUCUUCAUUUCCUUUCUCUCUUUUUUCUUCAUUUCCUUUCUCUCUUUUUUCUUCAUUUCCUUUCUCUCUUUUUUCUUCAUUUCCUUUCUCUCUUUUUUCUUCAUUUCCUUUCUCUCUUUUUUCUUCAUUUCCUUUCUCUCUUUUUUCUUCAUUUCCUUUCUCUCUUUUUUCUUCAUUUCCUUUCUCUCUUUUUUCUUCAUUUCCUUUCUCUUUUUCCCCCUUUUCCUUUCUCUCUUCUUUUUUCCGUCUUUUCCUUUCUCUCUUCUUUUUUCCCCCUUUUCCUUGUCUCUCUUCUUUUUCCCCCUUUCCUUGUCUCUCUUCUUUUUCCCCCUUUCCUUGUCUCUCUUCUUUUUCCCCCUUUCCUUGUCUCUCUUCUUUUUCCCCCUUUCCUUGUCUCUCUUCUUUUCCCCCCUUUCCUUGUCUCUCUUCUUUUCCCCUUUCCUUGUCUCUCUUUUUUUCCCCCUUUCCUUGUCUCUCUUCUUUUUCCCCUUUCCUUGUCUCUCUUCUUUUUCCCCCUUUCCUUGUCUCUCUUCUUUUUUCCCUUUUCCUUGUCUCUCUUCUUUUUUUUUCCUUGUCUCUCUUUUUUCCCCCUUUUCUUGUCUCUCUUUUUUCCCCUUUUUCCUUGUCUCUCUUCUUUUUCCCCCUUUUCCUUGUCUCUCUUCUCCCCCCUUUCCUUGUCUCUCUUCUCCCCCCUGUUCCUUGUCUCCCCCCCAUUUCCUUGUCUCUCUUCUUUUCCCCCCUUUCCUCUCUUUUUUCUCAAACUCUUUUCUGCCUUACUUUUCUUGUUCUUCAUUUCUCUCUCACUGA
Molecule: messenger RNA, 1029 nt
Organism: Acanthosepion pharaonis
Lineage: Eukaryota; Metazoa; Mollusca; Cephalopoda; Sepiida; Sepiidae
Source: the annotation of a GenBank genome assembly